AAGAAAGGAAGAUGGGACUAGAGCCCACGCCUUGGAGAACCAGUUCUGUCCUCAACCCACGGCAUGGAGGUCUCCAGUGCUGUCACCCUCUUCUUGGUCACUUACUUCUGCUUCCUGGUGGCCAUUUCUCUUAAGAAGAAGCUGACACAACGGGGCCAACUGCCCCCUGGCCCCACUCCCCUGCCUUUGAUUGGGAAUUUCUUCCAGAUCAAGUCAUCGGAAACCUUGAAAUCUCUCCUCAAGCUACGGGACAAAUAUGGCCCUGUGUUCACCGUCUAUUUUGGAAGUCGUCCGAUUGUGGUCCUGUGCGGACACGACGCUGUGAAAGAGGCCCUGAUAGACAAGGCAGAGGAAUUCAGCGGGAGGAAAACCAACCCAACUCUGGACCAGACCUUCAAGGGAUAUGGUGUCGUAUUUUCUACUGGAGAGCGCUGGAGGCAACUGCGCCGGUUCUCCCUCACCGUCUUGAGGAAUUUCGGAAUGGGUAAAAAGUCCAUUGAGGAGCGAAUCCAAGAAGAGGCCCAGUUCGUGCUGGAGGAAUUUAAGAAAACCAAAGGGAAGCCCUUUGACCCCACGUUUUUCCUGAGCCGGGCCGUCUCCAACGUCAUCUGCUCCAUCGUCUUUGGAGAUCGCUUUGACUACGAAGACAAGGAAUUCCAGUCCCUUAUGGAAAUGAUAAACAACAGCUUUAAAAAGAUGAGCAGUGCCUGGUCCCAGUUCUACGACAUCUAUGCCAGUUUCCUCCAGUACUUUCCGGGACCCCACACCCAAGUCUAUGACAUUCUGGAAGAGAUGAGGCUCUUUGUUGCCCGGAGGGUGAAGCAGAACCAGAAGAACCUGGAUCCCAACUGCCCACAGGACUUCAUCGACUGCUUCCUCAUCCAGAUGGAAAAGGAAAAAGACAACCCGGACAGUGAAUUCCACAUGAAGAACCUGGAGCUCACCACCCUCAACCUGUUCUUUGCCGGGACAGAGACAGUCAGCUCCACCCUCAGAUACGGCUUCCUGCUGCUGAUGAAAUAUCCUGAGGUGCAAGCCAAGAUGCAUGAGGAAAUUGACCAAGUCAUCGGCCGUAGCCGAGCGCCAAAUAUCGAAGACCGGAGCCGAAUGCCAUACACCGAUGCUGUCAUCCAUGAAGUGCAGAGAUUCAGCGACCUGAUCCCCAUGAACGUUGCUCACAUGGUGACCCGUGACGUAGAAUUUAGAGGCUACCUCAUCCCACAGGGAACCGAAAUCUACCCGAUGCUCAGCACCGUCUUGCACGAUCCCACCAAGUUCAAAACCCCCAAUUCUUUCAACCCAGAGAACUUCCUGGAUGAGAACGGGCGCUUCCUGAAGAACGACGCCUUCGUGCCUUUCUCCUCAGGGAAGCGGAUCUGUCUGGGAGAAGCCUUGGCCCGCAUGGAGCUCUUCCUCUUCUUCACCACCAUCCUGCAGAGCUUCCGUCUGAAGCCCCUCGUGGCCCCCCAGGACAUCGACACCACUCCCCAGGAGAGCGGCUUUGCCAACAUCCCACCCUCUUAUCAGCUCUGCAUCGUCCCACGCUGAGUCGGGGGAGACCAGAGACUCUCUCUCUCUCUUAGAUGGGGUCCUCUUCCAUUUCCUGGAUUCUCAGAUCUCUAGUGGGAGACAGAAGUGGUUCUUCUUCUUGGCUCCUUGCAAGGGCGUUUCUGCUUUUAAAUGGCUUCCUCGUUCAUCUCCAGCGGUUACGCCUUCUGGGAAUAGGAGCAUCUGACACCCUGGGAAGGAAGGUCCCUCUUUUGAGCCAUGGAAGCCUUUUCCUAACCCUGAUUUUUGUAUGUGCUGUGUAUAAAAUAGAUAGCCACUGACUUUUUUUUUUUUUACCAACCAGCCACAAUCUCUGUACUUUGAUCUCUGCAUUUUGAUACCAUGUAUAAAUAUUUACCAUCUUAAACAUCUUUCUUUUAUGUUUGAUGAAGUGCACUCAUCUAGGAAAGCUCACAUUAAAGAAUAGAAAAGUUA
Messenger RNA from Pogona vitticeps (central bearded dragon), 1983 nucleotides. The record is from RefSeq and is a predicted model, not a curated record. Lineage: Eukaryota; Metazoa; Chordata; Lepidosauria; Squamata; Agamidae.